AUGGCUCCCAUCAAGAAGCGCACAACGGCGCGCGCAAAGUCGGCUCGUGUCGCCCGCCCUACGACUGCAGUCUUGCCCAAGCCCGACGACAUGUCAUCUUUUCCCUCAAGCAAGCGCGACAAGCAGAGAAUUAAGCAUUCAUCCUUUGUUUCCAAGAUUGAAAAAUCCUCCGCCAAGACGCAGAAGCGCAGGCGCCCAAACAACAAGCUCAUUGCCAACCUCGAGUCCCUCGCGGAUGCGCUUCCUGGUGGAGACACAGACGGCGACAUUGAGCUUGGCCAGGCGCGUAUAUUACAGCCAAAACAAAAAAUGGAGAGCAUGAAGCGAACAAAGGGUGCCAAGAAGAGGAAGGAAAAACUCGAGAAGCUCGAGAAGGCGCGCUUCAAUGCAAACUUGGCUCAAUUGACCACAGCGAGCACAAACGGGGCCGACGCUGUCAAGGAUCGAUGGGCGGCGCUGAAGAGUCAUGUACAGACCAAUAUGGAAGUGAGGCCAGAGUUUGCCCAGCAAUGA
Bipolaris zeicola 26-R-13 is the source of this 513-nucleotide messenger RNA. RefSeq lists its product as uncharacterized. The transcript is spliced from 2 exons. The record is from RefSeq and is a predicted model, not a curated record. NCBI's taxonomy places the organism in Eukaryota, Fungi, Ascomycota, Dothideomycetes, Pleosporales, Pleosporaceae. The coding region runs from base 1 to 513 and encodes 170 amino acids. Gene Ontology annotation, biological process: maturation of SSU-rRNA from tricistronic rRNA transcript (SSU-rRNA, 5.8S rRNA, LSU-rRNA). Gene Ontology annotation, cellular component: 90S preribosome; preribosome, small subunit precursor; nucleolus.